GUUUUUUUUCUUCUUUGGGUGCCGUGAAAAAUAAAUAAAUAAAGGACGUCAUUUAAUCUUAAAUUCAAAUAUUCAAUGCAUUUAUGGAUGUAAUCCUUUACUUAUGAUACCUAAAACCGUCUAAGCGUGAGUCUUUGAGUGUGACAGUGUAGGGAAGGCUUAGUUGGUUCUACUUCAGAAAUGGAUUUCAGUUCGCAUAAUCCUAAUUCUACAAAUGCAUUAAGUCUUGCCGCUAGAAGGAAUGAUCCGAAAUCAGUCCAGCGAUUACUCAAAAAAAUUAACCCAAACGCGAUCGACAACAGGGGUUGGACAAGUUUACACGAAGCUGCAGAUAGUGAUAGCUAUGAAUGUGUAGUGCUCAUCCUAAACGACCACAGAUGUAGACCGCUAGCUGAGACACACGAAGGUCAUACUGCUCUGUACUUGGCUUGCAGACGAAGAUGUUCUGUGAAAACUAUAAAAGCCUUACUCGAUGCGGUUGAAGAUAUUGCAAACUAUGGCAGUUGUGAGAAUGUCACGCCGUUGCACGUAGUCAGUGCGCAAGGGAGGGUCGAAGUGAUACAGUUAUUGAUAGAAUAUGGUGCAAUUAUCGAUGUAGAGGAUUUCGAUGGUGAUACACCUUUACAUGAUGCAGCUCUGGCUAAUCAACAUGAGUCUGUGGAGUUGCUGUUGCAUGCAGGGGCCGAUGCUAACAUUAGUAAUGACAACUUGCUGACACCGUUUCAUUUGGCUUGCUCAAAGGGUGGUUACAGAUCAGUACAGAAUCUUUUCCCUUUUGUUUACAAUAUCAAUCAGCUUGCAACCGGUGAUGAGAGUCCUCUAAUGCUUGCGAUUCGUGGAGGCAGUGAAGAUGUGGUUAAGUUUCUAUUAGAUAAUGAUGCUGAUCAUAUUGUAAAAAAUCAGAAUGGACACACUGCUUUAGAUAUUGCGAUGACUUUAGGAUAUAAUAAAAUUUUUGAAGAAAUUUUGUAUGUCACUGAUCCAGAAGACAUGAAUCCAAAUAUAAUACUCUGCGCCUGCAAACCACACUUGUUUAAACUGGAAGUACUCCGGGAGUUAUUAAAUUAUGACUUUGGGCCAGAAUUUUUCGAUUACACUGAACCGUUUUAUGCCCUAAUGGAGAAGAUUGGUGGUACCAGACCUGAGUAUCUGAUAAAUGCUCCUCUGAAUUCAUAUUUAAAUAUAUGCGAAUAUAUUUACAGACAUUCCCCUGAGAUGUUCAGAGAAUUCUUUUAUUUAUUCCUCAUGAGGGGCGUGGCCGUGAAUGCAAAUAAUGUAGCUGAAUGCCCACCUUUGGUGUACUUACAUUUCAGUAUGCACAAUUUAUGCUUUAAAGAAGUGUUCAACAUACUCCGGGAACAUGGCUGUAAUGUAGACUACUGCAGUUCCUCAACUUGCACAGACAUGAACAAGUGUUUGCCGGAUGCCUUCAUUGCGUCAUUGACAGCUGACCCUCAAACCAUGCCCAUAAUGAUGCAGUACAGUCUCCGUCUUGAGCCCAGAUCUUUGAUUUCAUUUAUUUACGACAAUGGAAUGGCUAAUCGACUGUCACUAGUGGUGCUGCAAAAGCUCAUUUCAAUGAUUGACUACGGCUGUGAAGAUGUGGUGACUGCAGCCACUUUUAGAUAUGAAGUGCCAUCACUGAGGCAUUUGGCCAGGCUUCAAGUGCGCUACGUCUUGCGAAACAGAAGCCCACGUAUCACAUCAACAAAAGAGUACCUAGAAAUUCUUAAAUGUUUACCUAUUCCGCCUUUACUCAUAAAAUACUUACAAUAUAUGUAAUUAAUAAUUUUGCAUGCAUAAAUGGUUUCACAGCGUGCUAUGGAGAGGGCUAUGCUCGGCGUUUCUUUACGAGAUCGAAUCAGAAAUGAGAUCUUUAAACAAACUAAAGUCACUGACAUAGCCCGAAGGAUUGUCACAUAGUACGCAGAACUGACGGCCGAUGGGGCAGCAAGGUUCUGGAAUGGAGGCCGCGUACCGGAAAACGCAGAGUCACCCACAAAGUGGACUGACGACAUCAUAAAGGUAGCAGGGAAGCGCUGCAUGCAGGCCGGUAUCAAAUCUAUCAACAUGGAAAGCAUUGGCCUAUGUUCAGCAAUGUACGUCCUAUAGCUGAAAAUAAAUGAUAAUGAAAUG
Messenger RNA from Ostrinia furnacalis (Asian corn borer), 2136 nucleotides. RefSeq names its product ankyrin-3. Gene Ontology annotation, cellular component: nucleus. Gene Ontology annotation, biological process: positive regulation of transcription by RNA polymerase II. The transcript has 3 exons. The coding region runs from base 181 to 1782 and encodes 533 amino acids. Gene Ontology annotation, molecular function: protein binding; transcription cis-regulatory region binding. NCBI's taxonomy places the organism in Eukaryota, Metazoa, Arthropoda, Insecta, Lepidoptera, Crambidae. The record is from RefSeq and is a predicted model, not a curated record.